This is a messenger RNA of Mollisia scopiformis, 1268 nucleotides long. RefSeq names its product vacuolar membrane PQ loop repeat protein. Gene Ontology annotation, biological process: basic amino acid transmembrane export from vacuole. The record is from RefSeq and is a predicted model, not a curated record. Bases 123 to 1070 code for a protein of 315 amino acids. Gene Ontology annotation, cellular component: fungal-type vacuole membrane. The transcript is spliced from 4 exons. Lineage: Eukaryota; Fungi; Ascomycota; Leotiomycetes; Helotiales; Mollisiaceae.
CAACCUAUCACGACCGAGCUGAUAUAAGACAAGGGCCUCACAUUCACAGACACCAUUUCACGACCAUUUUGUUUCCUUCUUCAUUCACAUUAUCUGAGAGGGCAUUUGGGAAUAUUGUCGCGAUGGCUUUUGUGUUGCAAAGUGCGUGGAUGGGCUUAUCGGGCCCGCUGACGACGCAAGAGGCCUUAUCUGGGAUCUUUGGCAGUAUCAGUUUGGCGACGUGGAUAUUUUUGCUGAUUCCUCAACUCAUUCUUAACUACAAAACGGGGAAGGCGGAAGGAAUUUCGCUGGCUUUUCUGUUCGUUUGGCUGGUUGGAGAUGUUACUAACCUUGCUGGCGCUCUCUGGGCAGAUCUCGUACCAACCGUCAUCGCCCUAGCCUUCUAUUUCUGUCUAGCAGACUUCGUACUCAUCACCCAAUGUCUAUACUACAACCACAUCAACGCCCGAAGAGCACGCCAAGCAUCCGUAGCAUCCACCGCAACCGAGGAGGAACCACUCCUCACCCGUCGCCGAAGCAGCGAUACUCUCGGUCUCCCUGGAUCUCACCGUCGUCGUUCCUCUGCUAGAAGUGGAGGGAGGAGAGACUCUCUUACUAAGAUCUUGGAAGAGGACGAGGAAGAUGGAAAUGCCUGGAUGAGAAAUACGUUGAGUAUCUUGGGCGUUAUUGCCGUUGGGGCCGCGGGAUGGGCUAUCGCGUGGCAAAGCGGCGUUUGGACUCCUACGCCAGAAGAUGGGGGAGAUCUGGAUGAGGCUAUGAAGACUGCGCUUGGUGCGAAGAUUCUGGGGUAUGCGAGUGCGGUUUGCUAUCUUGGGGCACGAAUCCCACAGAUUGUGAAGAAUUAUAGAGAUAAGUCUUGUGAGGGACUGGCGCUCUUGUUCUUCUUACUCUCUUUGAUGGGGAAUGCUACGUAUGGAGCGAGCAUUCUUUGCCAUUCGGUCGAGAAGGAUUACAUUAACACGAAUCUACCGUGGUUGAUUGGCAGCUUGGGGACAAUGGCUGAGGACGCUAUUAUCUUCAUCCAGUUCAGGAUGUAUUCCUCAAAACCAAACUCGUCUGCCAUCGAGUAGACUAUGUAUGUUGGGGGCCUGUAGUGGGUAAUGCGGAGUUGUAACAGUAUUGAGAGUUGCAUGGAUUCAAGGCGUUUGCAAUGUAAUCAUGGCGGGGGCUGUUUCGAUUGUUCUGUACCACUCUAAGAUGUGUACCAGUUUUUGCAUCAAUCCAUUUGCAUUAUUACACUUCAGGGGCUAUUACACUUCAGGGGCCAG